Molecule: messenger RNA, 967 nt
Organism: Drosophila arizonae
Lineage: Eukaryota; Metazoa; Arthropoda; Insecta; Diptera; Drosophilidae
Gene: Noa36
Product: zinc finger protein 330 homolog Noa36
Cellular component (GO): nucleus
Molecular function (GO): zinc ion binding
Source: RefSeq, a predicted model, not a curated record
UUUUUUUUUUGAGUUCGAUACAAAGUUAGGAUGCCGAAGAAGAAAACCGGCCAGCGAAAAAAAGCUGAAAAGCAAAAGUUACGUUUAAAAGAGAUUAGGGGACGAGAGAUUCCUCUCGCCGAUCUACCGUGCAAUGCGCCAAUGGACUGCGAUAAGUGUGAGAAAAAGCAGAAGUCUCGUGCUUUUUGCUACUUCUGCCAGAGCGUGCAACGAUUGCCCAUUUGUGCACAAUGUGGCAAAAUAAAGUGCAUGUUAAAAACUGGAGACUGUGUGGUCAAGCAUCCUGGUGUUUAUACGACUGGAUUCCCUGGCAUGGUUGGUGCAAUUUGCGACUUCUGUGAGGCCUGGGUGUGUCACGGACGCAAAUGCUUAACCACGCACGCAUGCACCUGUCCACUGCAGAACGCUGUGUGCUUAGAAUGUGAGCGUGGCGUCUGGGAACAUGGUGGACGUAUCUUCAAGUGCUCGUUCUGCAAUGGCUUUCUUUGCGAAGAUGACCAGUUCGAGCACCAGGCCUCAUGUCAGGUGCUGGAGUCAGAGAACUACAAGUGUCAAUCAUGCAAUCGUCUCGGUCAAUAUUCGUGUUUGCGCUGCAAGACUUGCUACUGCGAGGAUCAUGUACGUCGCAAGGGCUUCAAGUAUGAAAAGAACAAGGCUAUCCCUUGUCCCAAGUGCAACUACGAAACGUCCGUUACAAAGGAUUUGAGCAUGUCUACGCGCUCCCACAAGUUUGGCCGUCAACAGCAGGGCAUGGGCAGCGAUGACGAGGAGGGUUAUGGUGGCUACUAUGGGGGCUAUGGUGCCAGUAGCAGCGCUGGCUAUUCAUAUGGAGAUGAUGAAGAUGACGAGGAUGGCGAGGACGAUGAAAGCGAAAGCGAAGAUGAUGAUGAGGAGACAAGUGGCAGUGAAGCCGACGAGACUGCAGAAGUUGAUAAAAAAGCGGAAAAAUAAUUCAAAUUGUAUAAAU